Molecule: messenger RNA, 1974 nt
Organism: Lampris incognitus (smalleye Pacific opah)
Lineage: Eukaryota; Metazoa; Chordata; Actinopteri; Lampriformes; Lampridae
Product: medium-chain acyl-CoA ligase ACSF2, mitochondrial-like
Exons: 16
Coding region: 70-1887 (605 amino acids)
Biological process (GO): fatty acid metabolic process
Molecular function (GO): medium-chain fatty acid-CoA ligase activity
Source: RefSeq, a predicted model, not a curated record
CACCGAAUGUUGAAAUGUCCAACCUGUGAAGAGGUAAGCACUCUUGUGUGUAGCUGAGCUGAACGUCCAAUGUCGGCCUGGAUCUCCCGCUCCGUGUCGAGGCCCUACGCCCGUUGCGCCAAGCAACUCUGCAAGACAUGGGAACCCUGCAGCCCAAGUUGGCCCCUGCGGUGCCGGUCUCUCCAUGUGGACAGUCCUCCUCACGUUCCCACCCUGACCAGCAGCUAUGUCCAUGGCACCUCCUCCAUUUCUUUGCUUCCCCUCACCGUAGGCCAGAGCCUGCAGGGAGCCGUCCAGCGCUGGCCGGACCGUGAAGCCAUGGUCUUCCUGCAGGGUGGCGUGCGGAAAACAUUCGCCCAGUUUCAGCAAGAUGUUGACAAGGCAGCUGCGGGUCUCCUGGCCCUCGGCCUGAAGAGAGGUGACAGGCUGGGAAUUUGGGGACCCAACACAUAUGAAUGGAUCCUUUUCCAGUUUGCCACAGCCAAAGCUGGCAUCAUUUCGGUGUCAGUAAACCCAGCCUAUCAGCUUAAGGAACUGGAAUUUACCCUUAGGAAGGUCCAGUGUAAAGCAGUGCUGUGCCCUACCCAUUUUAAAACCCAGAACUUCUACCAGAUGCUGAGGGAUAUCUGUCCAGAGAUAGACACAGCAGCGUCAAGCAUGAUAAAGAGCUCCAGGCUACCAGACCUGCGCAUGGUGAUUUUGACAGACAGCAGACAACCAGGAACGCUCCAUGUAGAAGAUGUGAUGCAAGCAGGGGAGAGCCAACACUGCAAAGAGCUGCAGGAUCUGCAGAGCCAACUAUCCUCUGACGAGCCCAUCAACAUUCAGUUCACAUCAGGGACCACAGGGAAUCCAAAGGGAGCCACUCUGUCACACCACAAUAUCGUCAAUAAUGCCUAUUUCCUUGGUCUGCGAAUGGGUUACGGAUGGAGGCCUCGGGUGCGAGUGUGCGUCCCCGUGCCCUUGUACCACUGCUUCGGCUCUGUUUUGGGGGGAAUGUGUAUGGCGCUCCAUGGCGUCACACUGGUCUUCCCGUCCACUGGAUACGACGGCCAUGCCAACCUGGAGGCCAUUCAGAAUGAAAAGUGCACCUUCCUCUACGGCACUCCCACCAUGUUCAUCGACAUGCUCAGCCAACCAGAUUUCCACAAGUAUGACUUGUCGUCAGCUGAAGCAGGAAUCAUGGCAGGGUCCCCAUGUCCUCCUGAGAUCGUGAGAAAACUGAGAACGGACAUGAAUGUAAAAGAAAUGAUGAUAGGAUAUGGGACUACGGAGAACAGCCCUGUGACGUUCCUGGGUUUCCCACUAGACAACGAGGAGCUGAAGCUGAAUACUGUUGGCUGUGUUAUGAACCACACAGAGGCCAAGGUGGUGGACCCCUUCACUGGGGAGACAGUCCCUCUGGGGGCCUCAGGGGAACUGCUGAUCAGGGGUUACUGUGUGAUGCUGGAGUACUGGGGUGAUCCUGAGAAAACAAAUGAGGUUAUUGCCAACAGUCGCUGGUACAGGACCGGUGACAUUGCCAGUCUGAAUGACUUGGGAUACUGCCGUAUUGAGGGACGCAUAAAAGACAUGAUCAUUAGAGGCGGGGAGAACAUUUACCCUGCCGAGAUAGAGCAGUUCCUUCAUACCCAUCCCAAAGUACAGGAGGCACAGGUGAUUGGAGUGAAAGAUGAGAGGCUGGGAGAGCAAGUGUGUGCCUGUAUCAAGCUGAAGGAAGGCCAAGCCUCCAGCGCUGAAGAGAUAAGAGCUUUCUGCAAAGGCCAAAUGUCUCACUUCAAGGUUCCACACUAUGUGCUGUUUGUAGACAGCUACCCUCUCACAGUCUCUGGAAAGAUCCAGAAGAAGAAAUUGCGGGAGGCCAUCGAGAAGAAACUGGGCCUGUAACAUUUUUCAAAACCUGAUGAACUUCGCCUGUGUGCUUGUGAAGUGCAUCAGUCCAGACGGGGAAGAGAUGGUCACGAAGAAUUUGAG